AUGAGAAUUGCAAACUGGGAAGUGGAUAGGAUAUUGAUAGAUGGAGGCAGCUCAGCCAACAUCAUAUACAUCAGCGCGUUUAACGAGCUGAAGUUGGACAAGAAGGAUCUGCAGAGGGUGAGUUACGAAGUCACCGGGUUUAAUGGAUCGGGACUAACCCCGGAAGGUAUAAUCGAGCUCUCAGUCCGGGUGGGUGAGAGAUCAAGAAGGCGUGAUGUUCGAGUAGAAUUCCUUGUGAUAAACUCCCCUUCACCCUACAAUGUGAUCAUGGGAAGACCACUCAUCCACAAGAUAGGCGGAGUGGUAUCCACCUAUCACCUUGCCAUGGCCUACACAACUAAUGAGGGAUGGUCAGCAAAGCUUAGGGGAAGUCAGAAGACAGCUCAACAAUGUUACAUAACUGCCCUAAAGUAG
Chenopodium quinoa (quinoa) is the source of this 414-nucleotide messenger RNA. RefSeq lists its product as uncharacterized. The coding region runs from base 1 to 414 and encodes 137 amino acids. The transcript has a single exon. The record is from RefSeq and is a predicted model, not a curated record. Lineage: Eukaryota; Viridiplantae; Streptophyta; Magnoliopsida; Caryophyllales; Amaranthaceae.